UUGACCCAAUUCAGUGUUCACAUGACACCAUACAUGAACCAGAUCUACGCUGUAAAGUGGGAAACAUGGCAGAGGCAGAACAACAAGCCGCCCCUGAAGGGGACUCACCGUCUGUUGAUUUCUCUGGAAUGUGGAAAUUGGACAGAAGUGAAAACUUCGAAGACUUUUUGAAGGAAAAUGGUGCCAACAUUGUAGCCAGAAAGAUGGCAGGAUUAUCCAAACCUACACAAGAAAUCAAACAAGAGGGGAACAAAUUUGUGAUCAAGACACAGGCUGGUUUUUGGACACAGGAGCAGUCCUUUACAGUGGGAGACAGUUUUCAGCAGGACCAUCAGGGCACGACGAUGACAUGUUCAACUCGUUGGGAAGGGAACAAACUUAUCACUGAUUUAGUUCCCAAUGAAGAGGGUAAAGGGAAGAAAACUAAGAAUACUAGAGAGUUGGUGGGUGACGAGUUAGUGCAGACCAUGGAAGUGGGAAAUGUGGUGUGCAAGAGAAUAUUCAAGAAACUGCCUCCAAGUUAAUUGUGCUGAACAAGACGCUAAUGAAAUAUAUAUUUUAUAGUAUAUAUUCCAAGCAUGUUAACUAAACGUUGACAAACUUUAAGUUAUUAGUUAAACAUUUUGGGCAUUAAUUCCAGUCAUUUGUAUAACAUAGCCCAUUUGACUGUUUUAUAAGAGCUAUAGUACAUCAUGUUUGUUUAAAACAAAAAGUGCAUAUAAUGUACAGUAAAACUGUCUUUGUGUAAAAGUGUUAUAAUAUAAGACAUGGCAUGUUAUCUGACCGCUUACAAUAAGCAGAAGAUACUGUAAACAAUGAAAGUGUAGACCUACUGAAAAAGGGACAUUUGCAAUACUGGUCAUUA
This is a messenger RNA of Lingula anatina, 865 nucleotides long. Its product is annotated as fatty acid-binding protein, intestinal-like. Gene Ontology annotation, molecular function: lipid binding. The record is from RefSeq and is a predicted model, not a curated record. NCBI's taxonomy places the organism in Eukaryota, Metazoa, Brachiopoda, Lingulata, Lingulida, Lingulidae.